Molecule: messenger RNA, 921 nt
Organism: Aphanomyces astaci
Lineage: Eukaryota; Oomycota; Saprolegniomycetes; Saprolegniales; Verrucalvaceae
Exons: 6
Coding region: 1-921 (306 amino acids)
Source: RefSeq, a predicted model, not a curated record
AUGACUUGCGACGGCGAUGGUGCAGAGUAUGGGGGUGCCGUACCAAUUGAUGGCUCGUUCACCGAGAACAGCUUCGAGAAGCUGUACAAGAUGGCGAACCUCAACCCAUCAUCUAUUUUCCUGGACGUGGGGUGCAGUGCCAGACGUGCAUGCUUGUACGCCAGAGCUGCUUUCAAGUGCGCGUUGGUCCUUGGCAUCGACGUUGCGAGACUACGUCUGGCCAAUGCUUGUGGCAACAUACUCGCAAACAAGAUUGACCGCAUGUUCCUUCUGCAUCUACCGGUGGAGCAUUUCCAGUACUUGGACCCUGCGACUCACGUUUACUGCUACAACGAAGGCAUGCCUCCUGAUUUUGCUUUCGCUAUCAUGGCUGUUUCGUGCGAGUUGGCCAAGUGUCUUGCCAAAUGCGGCGGGGGAAAGUUCAAUGACUGUGUACAAGAGAACAACACUGAAACUGUGGAACCCGUGGCAUACCAUCCACCCAUGUCUUCACUUUGCGCUCUGGAUGGAAAGCUGUUUGACGAGUACAUUCGCCAAUUACAAGCCCACCUUGUUGGCAACGCCCCUGUGUCGUUCUACGCGUUGUUGAAGAAACGCUAUCGUGACCCAUGCUGCAGCUACACUGCGGGUUCAAAUCCAGCAUUACUCAGCGGAGACGCUUUGGACGAAUCGAGCUUCUGGGGACGGUUCGCGACAGUUCUAUUCUGCAACAACGUGAAGUUUGCGCCUCCUGACAACUUGAAGCUGCAGAACAGAAUUCAAGACGCCAAGAACUUACGGAUCUCCUCUGAAGUCGCAGCUCCACCAACAGUCGUCAUCGACCUGACGGAAACCCCGGAUCCACAAGCUCCGCCAGUCUACAUCGAGCUAGGAAGGGAAUCGUACUCAUCGACAUUGACAGCGACCAAGAGCACCGCGUAA